AUGCUCGAAGUUUUUCACAACACCAAAUUUAUAUGUUGUUGGAAUAUGAAACCCCUACAUGGAUUUCUUGAAGAGCCUCCUUUGACAAAAGACGAAAAACGCAAAUAUAUGGGUAUGUAUUAUCUCAUGAUUGCAACUCUACUCUUCGUCUCUGGUUGUUUCUUCAGGAUCGGUAUGAUAUCUUGGGAAAUUUUUCUAUUUCAAAUGGCUGGUACUUAUGAUUCUGAACAACAAAGAAUGAUUGACAGAAUCAAAUGCAUUGUGUUUCAUGAAGCUCGCGAUGCUGGUGCAACAUUUAUCAAUAGACAAUGGAUCGCCGACAAAAUUCAUCGUACAACUCGAUUUGUCUCAGAGUGGUGGGAAAAAUCGUAUGACCAAUGCUUUGCUGAUUAUUCAAAUGCUGGUCCUAAACUAAAGUUAUCACAAGCUGCUCAGGAUAUUAUUCGUGAAGCAAGUGAUUGGACUGAAGAAGAUUUUCUUAAUUUGGCUCCAUCGGAUGAAUUUUAUGUUUGGACUGUUCGCAGACCAAAUUAUCAAAAUGAUCGAGUUUGGGCAAAAAGCAUUGAGGACAUUGAAGAUGAUGAAAGGUAUCGCGAAAUCGUUAAAAACCAAGCGUGCAUCGGCAUUUUUAUCAUUUUGACUGCGAAAAAGCUGCAUUGGGUAAUUAAAGAUAAAGGUGAAUCUUGGACCGAGCAAUAUUUUCGUGACACUAUUUUAAUGCAACACGUCUUUCCAUUCCUCAAAGACGAAGAAAAUGUAAUCGAUCCGUAUAAUGUGAUAUUUGUUCAUGAUAAAGCACCAUGUAUGUGA
Molecule: messenger RNA, 810 nt
Organism: Rotaria sp. Silwood2
Lineage: Eukaryota; Metazoa; Rotifera; Eurotatoria; Philodinida; Philodinidae
Source: the annotation of a GenBank genome assembly